AAUAAGCAUAAGCUCUGAUGGCCAGCAGCUCCCCCUUCUUCCUUCUUCUGGUUCGGGAUUAGCAGGAAGAGCAGAGCAACCGUACUCGACCUCGGCUUCACUCCGCUGAGCCAUAACAAACUCCGCCAUGCUCCGCCUCCUCCACCCCUUCGCAUGGCUUCUUCCUCAACGAGCCCGCCUUCCCUUCACCGAAGCCUUCCCCUCAUCACCUCCGGUUUCCACCUUCAAUCUCUCAACUACUCAUUCAGGAACCAGCGGAAGCUCAUCGUCCAUUUACACCGCCAGAGCAAGUGGGGGGCAAGGUUCCAGCAGUACCCAGAACUUGAAGAGAGAGGAGAGCGGAGGAAUUUACGAUUUCGGUGAAGAUGAAGACGAAGAAGGGGAAGAGGAUGAAUUCUCGUCGAGGAGUGGAUUUAAAGGGAGAGAGGAUGAGCGGAAUUACGACAAAGAUCCUGAGUUUGCGGACAUCCUUGGGAGCUGUCUCGACGACCCACAGAAAGCUCUGACCAAAAUGGAGGAUAGAUUGAGAAAGAAGAGGAACAAGAUAUUGCAUGCUAAGACUGGUUCGGCAUUACCCAUGAAAGUGAAGUUCAACAAAUUUGAUUUCUCAAACUCGUACAUUUGGUUCGAAUUCUACAAUGCUCUGAUGGAAAAGGAUAUUUCCUUAAUUUGUGAUACAAUCCGAUCUUGGCACAUUGUCGGCCGUCUUGGUGGCUGCAAUUCCAUGAAUAUGCAACUGUCGCAGUCUUCUCUGGACAAAAGACCAAAUUAUGAUGCCAUUCAGGGGGCAAAUGUAACACCGACCACAUUUUACAACAUUGGGGACCUUGAGAUUCAAGACAACCUUGCACGCAUAUGGGUUGAUAUUGGGACCAGUGAACCGUUGCUACUUGAUGUUUUGAUAAAUGCGUUGAUCCAAAUGAGCUCAGAUUAUGUUGGAAUAAAGCAGCUGGUGUUUGGUGGAUCUGAGUUUGAGACGUGGAAGGAGAACCUGACUUCAGAAGAUGCAGGCUACAGCACUCACAAGAUUUAGUGGGAUUUACUGAUGAGUUAGGAAGGACAAAUGAAAAUCAAUGUAGGAUAGUUUAGCUUCAUGCUGUGUCUUUUAUAGGCUUGCCGUGUCACCGGAAAUGAUGUUCUACUUGGAGGAACCCAGGUGUGAAAGUGAGUAAAAUCGCGGAAAGAAGGUCAAAGGAGACUCAAGAAGAGCAAAAGGUCUUGCAUUGGUGUAUUCUCAUGAUUUGGUCAAUGUUUUAUCUUUGUAAAACAAUUUCUCAAGAUAUAAGAUGCAUCAUAUUUAUAGCGAUUAUUUAUAUGAAUAAUUGGUGGCUAAU
Punica granatum (pomegranate) is the source of this 1334-nucleotide messenger RNA. NCBI's taxonomy places the organism in Eukaryota, Viridiplantae, Streptophyta, Magnoliopsida, Myrtales, Lythraceae. The record is from RefSeq and is a predicted model, not a curated record.